This is a messenger RNA of Pollicipes pollicipes, 809 nucleotides long. Its product is annotated as 28S ribosomal protein S31, mitochondrial-like. NCBI's taxonomy places the organism in Eukaryota, Metazoa, Arthropoda, Thecostraca, Pollicipedomorpha, Pollicipedidae. Bases 151 to 438 code for a protein of 95 amino acids. The transcript is spliced from 3 exons. Gene Ontology annotation, molecular function: structural constituent of ribosome. The record is from RefSeq and is a predicted model, not a curated record. Gene Ontology annotation, cellular component: mitochondrial small ribosomal subunit.
ACGGGCGACGCGCUCGGCAUCUUCACCGACCAGGGGCGGGUCGGCGCCAGCGAGCUGGUGCCAACCGGUGCCGCCAGUCAGUGGGAGCGGCUGCACGAGCGGGAGUUGCGGCUGGCCGUCACCCACCCGCCGGCCAACGCCUGGCAGGAGAUGAUCCUGUGGACCGAGCAGGGCAAACUGUGGCACCUGCCCGUCGACAACGAACAGGGACUGGAGGCGGAGGCGGCCGUCGGCUUCCACGAGCACGUGUUCCUGGAGCGCCACCUGGAGCCGUGGUGUCCCCAGCGCGGCCCCCUCCGCCACUUCAUGGAACUCGUGUGCGUGGCGCUCGGCAAGAACCCGUGGCUCUCGGUCGAGGAGAAGCGCGAACACAUCGUCUGGUUCAGGGACUACUUCGCUGAGAAGCAGCAGCUGCUGGCGGAGCUGAAGGCCAUGUAAGUGGGCGGAGCGAGUCUAUUUGGUGCAGCGAGUAGUGGGAGUGGCAGUGAGCGACUGGCUCUGAGUGGCGUCCCGACCGGGCGCACAAUACAGGCGACACACGUGUGCAAUCGCUCCAUGCAUUUAUGUCUCAGAACAGAACAAUCGAACCAGAGAAACGGAACAUGCAGCGUCGCGCACCGUAAGACGCAGCCGUAACACGCGCAGAGAAGCUGAACAGACUAGAAUUCAUGACCCUGCGUGACCCUGACUAGCAUGCGUGCGCUGCGGUAUGCAACAAAAACAGUCAUCUGAACAUAGCACAGGGUUUUGGGUGUUUGCGCCUUUUCGCCUAUCGUGCCCGCUUAUCCGUAUAAAAGUUAUCGUAUCAA